Asterias rubens (European starfish) is the source of this 2287-nucleotide messenger RNA. RefSeq names its product RNA demethylase ALKBH5-like. The transcript has 3 exons. Gene Ontology annotation, biological process: mRNA export from nucleus; mRNA processing. Gene Ontology annotation, cellular component: nucleus. NCBI's taxonomy places the organism in Eukaryota, Metazoa, Echinodermata, Asteroidea, Forcipulatida, Asteriidae. The record is from RefSeq and is a predicted model, not a curated record. The coding region runs from base 174 to 1382 and encodes 402 amino acids. Gene Ontology annotation, molecular function: oxidative RNA demethylase activity.
GCACACACACAUCACUUGGUUUUGGUAUGCAAAAGUUUGAUGGAAUACUUUUAACACUCAUGGGAAAUUAUUUUCUCUCAACGAAAGCCACAAGGAAACAUCUCACUGCAAUCCUUUCCAAGUGGAAACCUCGCUUCUAUAGUGUUACCUGAAAAGAUUGGCUAACAAAUAAUAUGGCUGACAGUUGUUCAGAUUUGCGGCAAAAACUUGACCACCAUCACCACCACACGCAUUCAUAUGAUGACACGAGUCGCAGACGGCCGUUUGAUGAACGCUAUGAUACCUCGAGGAGACGUAGCCAUUGGAAGCAAGCAGACAACGCAGAACCCCGUCCCUCUUUCGAAGACGACAUGGAACAGGUGAAGAAAAUUCACUCCGGUAUCAAACAAGUUCAACUCUUCUCCGACAGCGAGAGUGCAGAAAUCGAGAAGAAAAUUGACGAAGUCGUUCAAAUCGGACAGGAAGGAAAAUACCGUCAACACACUGUCGAUAGAGCCCCGCUACGCAACAAAUAUUUCUUUGGAGAGGGCUACACCUACGGAGCACAGCUGUCCAAACGAGGUCCCGGCCAGGAGAGAUUAUACCCAAAGGGGGAAGUUGACGACAUACCGGAUUGGAUCUUUGAAUUAGUCGUAAAAAAACUAGAAGAUAACAAUCUUGUUACGAAAGGAUUCAUUAACAGUGCUGUAAUUAACGACUACCAGCCAGGGGGUUGUAUUGUGUCCCACGUCGAUCCUAUGCACAUCUUCGACAGACCCAUCAUCUCGGCAUCGUUCUUGAGCGAUGCUGCGCUGUGUUUUGGUUGCAAGUUUUCAUUCAAGCCGAUACGAGUCACCAAGCCCAAAGUUAGCCUCCCUAUGGCGAGGGGUUGUGUCACAUUGCUAAGUGGUUACGCAGCAGAUGAGGUCACACAUUGCAUCCGACCACAAGACGUCAAAUCAAGAAGAGCUGUCAUCAUUGUUCGGAGAGUUUUUGAAGAUGCACCAAGGCUCUCGCGUCAGUUGUCACUAAAUAGCAUCCCAGCCUCGUCCUACGACAAGCGACAUGCGUCGAGGUACAGCCAGCAUGACGACAGAACCCUAUACAAUGAUGAGAAGUCUCGCAGCAGAGUCUCACCCAACGCCUUUGGGGUGUCCAAAGCCGGUAAAGUCCGCUCCACCAUCGCAAUCGUCGAGAGUCACAAGAAAACAUCACCCACCAAGAAUGGCAACGUAUCAAAGGAGAGAGGAGAGGGUAGCGAACACAAGAGGGCGCCGUUAAAGAGGCAGUCAGGUGAUGGGCGGAGCAAGCAGGAGUCAACGGAGGAGCGACAAGCCAAAUCAAAGACAGAGCCAGUACCCCACAAAAAGGUCAAAAUCAACCGCCAGCAACCAUUGUCAUAGUAGGUUAUUGAUUUUGAAAAAAAUGUGUCGGUCACUUUGCAAAAAUUAGUCCUUUUUUCCAUAGUUUGUACAGGAAGUGUAAAAAGGUGUUAUUAUAAUAUACAUGUACAUUGUAUAUCAAUAUUAUAUAAGGAAGCUUUGUUGAAAAAAAACAAAAAACUGCUAUGAUCAUAAUCAAAUCAUGUUUUUUCCCCCUUUUUUAUUAAAAGUUAAUAUAACUUGGUAUUGAUUAAUCACAUGUGUACAAUAUCCAUGUAUACCAAGUGUAUGCAAUAAAAAAACAAAUUAAUAUGCCAGGUAUAAAUAGACGAUAGAAAAAUUUGUACACUGAUAACCAUCCUUGUUGAAUAAAAUGCCCCCAAAAAUAGGUCAUGGCCUAUUGCUUGGACCCUAGCAGAGUCUUACUUGAAGGAUAAAUGACAACACAGUGACGGCCACAUGAACAAGUACACGUGUAUAUAUACUGUAAGUGUAAACACGAGCAGUGGAUUGUAUACAUGUAUAUGGAUUGCAAUAUGCGUCAUCGACCGGCUUCUUUGAAGUAUUAACAGGGACAAAGUGCACGCACAGCGCGUGCACGUGUCCCUUAUUAAAAUACAUCAAAGUGGUGGCCGAUGACGCGUAUCGCAAUACAUCUAUUAAUAAUUGAUUGUAUUUUGCAGCCCAUGAGGGUGCUUUAACAGCAAAUUCCCUUUCAUCACAAAUUUGUAUUAUGUUUUUUUUUAAUAAGAGAUCACCCAAGUAUUUUCACCAGGCCGGACGGCCACUUCAAGGUGAAGGCUACCCCUAACUGAUUUGGGCUUCGACCCAAGUCAACUGUCAAAAGGGUCGAUUGCCACCUACUCCUUGGGCUGAAACAGGGUUACACCAGGGUAGGCAUGGGUAGCAUCCACUAGGAGCCUGGC